Molecule: messenger RNA, 1993 nt
Organism: Pungitius pungitius (ninespine stickleback)
Lineage: Eukaryota; Metazoa; Chordata; Actinopteri; Perciformes; Gasterosteidae
Product: OX-2 membrane glycoprotein-like
Exons: 10
Coding region: 437-1789 (450 amino acids)
Biological process (GO): negative regulation of neuroinflammatory response; heterotypic cell-cell adhesion
Cellular component (GO): axon; neuronal cell body; cell surface
Molecular function (GO): cell-cell adhesion mediator activity
Source: RefSeq, a predicted model, not a curated record
AGUUUUAUGAACCAAUCCUGCGUAUUGUCUGCUUUGUUUAUUUGGGGUUUCAAGCGUUUGCAUGUUUAAUGUUCGGAAUACAUAUUAUUUUUUAUCUUGGUGUCAGUCUGUAAACACCUGCAUUGUCACCGUGUAAUGACAAAAAUAACAGGAAUCCAUUAUGGGACACAUGCCCGACCUGCCUGCGAUAUGAAUGAAUGAAUGCCGUUUUACUUUCGCUUUUGUAGAUUUGGUUACACAGAAGCUGAGACCUGUCUUCUCAUCGAGGGGGACUUUGGGAACCGUGUCACUUGUUGUGAUCACAAUUACAGAAUUUGAAUAUGGAACUUCUGCUAUGGGUUUUUUUGUGACCACUUGACGGGAGUUUUUGCAUCGAUGGGCUAUACACUCGCUCACAACUAAAGUGAAAGAGUUCUGUGCAUCACAGCUGAAGAAGAUGUUGUUGAUGCUGCUACUUACUACUUUAUUAUUUAAAGGCUGCAGGUCGCAGAUCACCGGUUAUGGGAAUAAAACAGCUGAUUAUGGCGGUGACGCGCACUAUUCGUGCUCAGUAGCUGACACCACAGGCGUGCUGCAGGUCACGUGGCAGAGGGUAUUCAAGGAGAAGUUCGUGGAGAACUUGGCCACGUACAGUGAGCGGUUUGGGCAGCAAGUAAAUGAUCCCCACGCGGGGAAAGUGAUCUUCACGGAGGCGUCUCUCCGAUCGACGUCCAUCACUCUGAGGAACGUCACAUGGGGGGACGAGAGCUGUUAUGUCUGCUCGUUCAACGUGUACCCCGACGGGUCCAAAAGACAGCAGACGUGCCUCACGGUGCAAGGUCAAACCUCUCUGGUCCAAUGUCAGCACGAGGUGUUAGCAGCUCUAGGAGACAACACCUACUUGAGCUGUCGGUUGAUUCAGUCUAAAGACGUCGUGCAAGUCACGUGGCAGAAAAUGAUUCCUGGUGAGACGAAGGAUGUUGGUUCUUACGACAAACACUUUGGUCAGAAAGUGAAUACUGGGUUUCAGGGAAGAGUGGAGUUUAAAUCUGAUGGACUGCAGAACAGCUCCAUAGUGAUCAGAAACGUGACUGACCAGGAUGAAGGAUGCUAUCGCUGUAUGUUUAACAUCGACCCUGAUGGUGCUUUCACUGGAAUAACAUGCCUCCAGCUCUAUGAGCUGCAUGAACCCUUUCUACACGUCAGAGAGUCACUCUCUGCUGAAGAGCUAGUCGUGUCCUGCUCAGCCACAGGUCGACCUGCUCCCACGGUAACGCUGACUGUCCCCCACCACAACUCCACCAGCGUCACCAACACCAAUGGAACAGUCACCGUCACCACUACAGCUGUGCUGUCUCGUCUCCAUGACAACAGCCACCGGGUUGGAUGUGCAGCGCGAGUGCUCUCCGGCCGUCAGAUAGAUGUUUAUGAGAUGAUUCCUGAGGUCACACUGUCGCUUCCUGAUGGUUUAGAUGUUAAAUCUGGAUCUGAUAACAGUGAUUUAAAUGUUCCUUUGAUCAUUGGUUUGGUCGUCAUAGUGAUCUGUGUUGCUGCUGCUGCUGUCAUUGCUUUUUGGCUUAAACAGAAACACCAGAACCGUGAGCCACAAAGGGACCCCGAGGACAACAAGAGAGACACUAAUGAGCCUGUAACACCUUUGAUGAAUCCAGAACUACGACAACGGAUCUCUCCUCAUAAAUCUGAAAGAAUCAACCAACCAGAACGGUCUCAGCAUUUGAAGAGAAACCUAUUUUCUAAUCAACCAAACCCAAAAGAGGCAGAAAAAGAAAGCGCUGAUGGAAACUCUUGAUAUCCUCAUUAAUCUUUUGAGACGGGUAAAACAAAACUUGUUUUCAAUACCACAAAGUAAUCUACAAGACUCUUGUAUCAGGUCAUGGAGAAUAAUUCCAGCAGUGACUUUGACUUGAAUUAUCUGUAAACUGCUGCAAUUGCAUCCAUUGUUUUUAACUACUUUUUAAAUGUUUUAACCUUUUGUACUUUUAUAAAUGGCUGC